AUGAGCUCCUACGAGAAGGUGGUGAAGGGUGCCUGCAAGCCCAAAGCAGCGCCGCCCAAAGCCAAGUACCUCGACCCAAUCAUUGCGGCGACCUGGGAUGAAGGAGGCGCCGUUCACGAUGUCUGCAAGGCCCUCUCCCCACGCUUUCGUGAACCCAACGCUGUCGUCGUUCUCAAGGCGCUCAUCGUUCUGCAUACGAUGAUACGGAAUGGCUCGACGGAUAAUGUUUUGGGAUAUCUCAGUGGCUCGUCGGUGUUGAGGCUACACAACGUGUCAGCCGGUAAUUGGGAUGGCUAUUCAGCACCGGAAAAUCUCCAACACUAUGCUUCUUACCUCGACUCGCGUAUAAAGUCUUACCGCGACCUCAAACAUGACGCCAUCCGAGUUCAGUCAGAUUCCAACCGAGAUGCAAGAGUUAGUGCUGGCUUGAAUGGCGGCCCAAUCCCCAAAAGUACUCCUCUUCAGCGUAGCAAAACUCUUGCUGGCCGAAAGUUGAGGUCGAUGACGGUGGAGAAAGGCCUUUUGCGGGAAACGCGUGUGGUCCACGGCAUGAUCGAUACACUCGUCGCAUGUAGAUUCUACCUCGACGAUCUUGAAGACCCGCUCACACUCACUGCACUCCGCAUGCUCGUCAAGGAUCUUCUCAUCCUCUUCCAAGCGGGCAACGAAGGUGUCAUUAAUCUCCUCGAGCAUUACUUCGAGAUGUCACAUAUCGAUGCCAAAGAAGCGUUAGGCAUAUAUCGCCACUUCUGUACCCAAACGGAGCAGGUGGUCGAGUAUCUUGGUGUCGCCAGGAAGCUGCAAAAUCUGCUCAAUGUCCCCAUCCCAAAUUUGAAGCACGCACCAGUCUCUCUUGCCGGCGCGCUUCAAGAAUAUCUGGACGAUCCUGCCUUCGAGCAGAACCGAAUCGAAUACAAGACGAACAAGGAAGCUGUCAAACGUGGACGAAACGCUGCCAAGUCCGAUACUCCGCCAGUGCCCACUCUACCGUCCCCCGCUUCAUCGUCAACAACCAAAGUCACCAAUGGUACCGCAUCUACAAGCUCUAACGGUGCAACUGCGAGCGGCUCCAAAACAUCGCCCGAUGAGCUGGUCGACUUUUUCGCUGAAAUUGAGCAAACCCAACCCACUAUGUUCAAUCCCGCAACCAAUAGCCCAAAUACAGCAUACUUUCAACAGAUGGCCUCCAGUCCAAACCCGUUUCAACGGAUGCAGCCAACAGGGGCGUUCGGUCCACAACCAACUGGAGCAUUUGGUCCGCAGCCAACCGGAGCAUUUGGACUUCAACCUACUGGCGCGUUUUCUCAACCGCAGCUCCAAGUCCCAGGAAUGCCGAUGGGAGGACUUACAGGAGGCUUGCAACCACAGGCGACAGGAUUCAAUCCCUUCAGCGGAGCUCGACCCAUAUCGACUUUCGGUCCAUUGACAGCUCAAGCAACUGGAAUGGGUGCUGGAGCAUUCGGAGGACCACCAGCCGGAUCAGGAGCAUUCGGAUUAGCAGCACAACCAACUGGGGCAUUUGGUUCACCUCUUCAGCAACAACCAACCCAGACUCCACCAUUUUUACGACCGCAAAUAACAGGCGGGGCCGCAAAUCCGUUCCGAGCCAGUCAAUUUGUUCCUACCCCAAUGCCUUUGUCCGCUGGUUCUCCUCCACAACUGCGACCACAAAUGACGGGCGGAGCCGGAGCAGCAAACCCAUUCCGGGCGAGCAUGAUGUUCUCGCAGGGAACAGGGCCAGCAGCGUUCAAUUCAACUUUAACUUCGAGUGUGCCCUCCGUCCCCGCUGUUCCCCCCUUUCUGAUAAACAACACAAAUUCAACGUCUCCUGGCGCUGGUAUCCCUCGACCCGCUUCUGCUCCUCUCACUGCUUUAUCACCGGUUGCGCCAUCGCUCUCAGCUUUAACUCCAACCACUACGUCGAGUCCUGGACUACAACCCGUUAAGUCUCAUCAAACAGGAACGAAAAAUCCAUUUGGCGCGCCAGCUCCUAAACCAGAGGACAUUCCUGCCAUUCCUCGACAACCUACAUUGAUGGAGCUUGCGAUGGGAGGUGGACCACAACCGUUGUUCCAGUCACAACCGACAGGCCUUACCCCGACUCCAUCGGUUCAAAUUCAACCCACCGGAUUGGCUGGGAGUGCGGCAAAAGCCUUCGAUUACAGCAAGAGUGCCCUUGGACCUGGUGCAACAGACAUGGGCUCCAUAGCCAGCGAAUUUGCUUUCAGCAAGCCCACAAGUGCAACAACUGCACCGUCAUCAACUGCUUCUGACACUGGUGGAUCGUCCUUGUUCUCCUCGUUCACAGGCACUACUACAGCAACAAGUAUCGGUUCGCCAUCAAUCGCCUUUUCCACGUCCUCCGGCUCAUUGUCCAGCCCAACCUCAUCGUUUGGAGGUGGAUUUGAUAUGUCCAAAUCAGCUCUAAAUAACCCAUCUUCGCCGUUAUCCGCUUCCACCAUUCCUAACUCUUUAUCCUCAAUAUCCUCAUCAAGCACACUUUCGGCUCAAACAACUGGUCUUCAGGGUUUUAAACCCUCGUCCUCGUUUGGCGCGAGUUUGUUAAGCUCUUUACCGACAAUACCGGGAAGUCCAGCCAGUCCGUCUGUAUCAACGACCGGUGUGACUGCUCAGCCAACGGGUUUCUUUUCGUCAGGGGCCGGAACCACUCCAACAACGAGUUCUGCAUUUGGCGCAUUCGGGACGAAUCCGACUGGGAUUCCUCAAGUCAACCCCACCACCUUUAGUCCUGCCGCUGGUAACUUUGGCCAGGCCUCGACAGGACCUGGUGGUUCUACGCUCGGCGUCGGGUUACGGCCGCAAAUGACUGGUGGCGCAGCCAAUCCGUUCCGGGCUUCAAUGGCUAUGGGUGGCCCAAUGCCGCCAAUGCCAACUGGUGCUGGCGCAUUCGGACCGGGCCAGCCCUCAUUUACCGGGGGGGCUUUUGGAGGAGGUGCCUUCGGUGGCGCUUUUGGCAACCAGCAACAACCAACACAACAGCAAAAUGGUUCACUCAUUUGA
Molecule: messenger RNA, 3021 nt
Organism: Mycena indigotica
Lineage: Eukaryota; Fungi; Basidiomycota; Agaricomycetes; Agaricales; Mycenaceae
Product: ENTH domain-containing protein
Exons: 6
Coding region: 1-3021 (1006 amino acids)
Biological process (GO): clathrin-dependent endocytosis; vesicle budding from membrane; clathrin coat assembly
Cellular component (GO): clathrin-coated vesicle; clathrin-coated pit
Molecular function (GO): 1-phosphatidylinositol binding; clathrin heavy chain binding; phosphatidylinositol-4,5-bisphosphate binding
Source: RefSeq, a predicted model, not a curated record